This is a messenger RNA of Podarcis lilfordi (Lilford's wall lizard), 12827 nucleotides long. The record is from the annotation of a GenBank genome assembly. NCBI's taxonomy places the organism in Eukaryota, Metazoa, Chordata, Lepidosauria, Squamata, Lacertidae.
CAACAGACUAAGGGGGGUUCCAUCCAGCUUGGGCCCAGCGACUGCUCCAACAGCUUUCCCUGGCUCUUCCCCUCGAGACAUGGGGUUUGCCCAAGAUGGAUGCCAAUCUCUCACUUCCAGCAUCUUUGCUUCUUUCCACUUCAGCACCCUGAUGGGUCUCAGCUGCCUCUUCUUUACUUUCCCGUAAGUAUGAAGGCGGAUCCGGGAUGUCCGAGUCAAGGAGCAGCAGUUGGCAAUUCCGCUCGGCUGGCCAUUUUGAAUUGAACGAUCCCAUCUUAGGGUAGGGCAGCAGAGGUAAGAGGCUUGCUGGAUCAGACCCAAAGGGUCAGCUGGUCUCACUCGAUCCCAACAAAUGGUCUACCUAGAGGUGCUACGCAAUACCUUUUCUGUACUUGUAAUAUCUUAGUCCCUGCAAUCUGGAGCAGCAGAAUACAAGCUUCCUCCAUCUUCCAUGGGGCAGCCCUUUAGAUCAGGGGUCGGCAGAGGUUUUUAGCCACGGGCCGGUCCACUGUCCCUCAGACCUUGUGGCAGGCCAGAGAAGCAGCACCGGGGGUGGGGAGCUGGAAGAAGAGGCGAGGGGGCAAGUAGUCCUCCCCCCCCCCAGUCGCUGUACUUACCUUCACAGGGGCUGCCACCACCACCGCUACUUCUCGUGGGUUGGCAGAGGGAGCUUGUCCGCUCCACUCUCUGGCCCACAGGAGCACCAAGGCGACGGCGGCAGAGGGAAGAUGAGCAGCGCGAAAGGGCUGACUCCGGAGGAGAGGGGCUGCGUAAAAUGGCGCUCAGCCAGCUCAGCCCAGCCCCCUUCCUCCUCUAGGCAGGGCGGGGAGAAGCCAGGAGGGAGGGAGGGAGGAGGCACCGCCUCAGUGGGGGGUGAUGGAAUGGCACGGGGGGGGGGGGAAUGGCGCAGCCCAAACAAACAAAAUCCCCACACUGAUCCACGGACAGUCCGCGGGCCAGAUCCUGAAGGCAACUGGGCCUGAUCUGGCCCGCGGCCCUUAGUUUGCUGACCGACCCCUGCUUUAGAUAUUUGAAGAUGGCUAUCCUAUCAUCUCUCAGUCUCCUCCAGGCUAAACAUGCCAAACUCCUUCAACCAUUCCUCAUAAGGCUUGGCUUCCAAACUUUUGGUCAUCUUGCUUGUCCUCCUCUGCAUGCAUUCCAGCUUGUCAAUACAGUGGUACCUCGGGUUAAGAACUUAAUUCGUUCUGGAGGUCCAUUCUUAACCUGAAACUGUUCUUAGCCUGAGGUACCACUUUAGCUAAUGGGGCCUCCCGCUGCCGCCGUGCCGCUGCCAUGCAAUUUCUGUUCUCAUCCUGAAGCAAAGUUCUUAACCUGAGGUACUAUUUCUGGGUUAGCGGAGUCUGUAACCUGAAGUGUCUGUAACCUGAAGCGUAUGUAACCCAAAGGUACCACUGUAACUAAAAGGCUGUCACAUGGAAGAUGGAACGAGUUUCCUUUCUCCUGGAGGGUAGAACCCGAACCAAUGGUUUCAAGUUACGAGAAAGGAGAUUCUGACUUAACAUCAGGAGGAACGUUCGGACAGUGAGAGCUGUUUGACAGUGGAACAGUCUCCCUCAGACGGUGGUGGACUCUCCUUCCUUGGAGGUUUCUAAGCAGAGGUUGGAUGGCCGUCUGUCAUGGAUGCUUGAGCUGAGAUUCCUGCAUUCCAGGAAGUUGGAGGAGAUGAGCCGCAGGGUCCCUUCCCAUUCUAUGAUUCUUAAACUGUGGUGGGCACAGGACCUUUUUCUUCCAAGGUUAGCUUCUUCUGUGGGCCGAAGCCAAGGUCUCGCCCCAGCCUCCACCUGCUUCCUCCCACAGGUGCAGCUGGCUGGCCCUCCAUGUGUCCUGGGCCUUCCCUGCCAUCUCCGGCCUCCUCUUCAUCCCAACCAUUAUCUACUUCCUCCUCACCAGUUUCACAGACACUGGAAUCCUCCACAAAGGUAAGUGUGCAGGGGCUGCCUUUCCACCCUGCCACCCUACGACCAAGCUGUAAGAUCUGGACUCUCUCCAUGCAGAUUGAAGGUGUAAACAGGUGAAUAAACCAUAUUUCUUAAGGCUACGACAGUCUCCGCUGUGCCUCAACCCUCCAAAGGAACACAGACCUGGCAUGAGUGCCCUAGAACCCCCUGGAAUCUUGCAGAGUGAGGGUGGCACCCAACCUUUGUAACACUAUUUCUAAAAAUGGAGGACUUUGGAUCAAAGAUUAUCAAGUGAAUCGGAGAAUUAUACAUCGGUACCUUGGUUCUCAAACUUAAUCUGUUCCGGGAGUCCGUUCCAAAACCAAAGCGUUCCAAAACCAAGGUGCGCUUUCCCAUAGAAAGCAAUGCAAAACGGAUUAAUCCGUUCCAGGCUUUUAAAAACAACCCCUAAAACAGCAAUUUAACAUGAAUUUUACUAUCUAACGAGACCACUGAUCCAUAAAAUGAAAGCAACAAACAAUGUACUGCAGUCACACAAUCAAUCAAUCAGUAACUGAACUGGGCUCCAUACAGUCACAAAAACAAAACAAAAAGAGCCCAGAAAACAAAAACGCAAAAUAAAUAGCAGAAACAGACGGACCUCAGCAUAACACUCAAAACGGAAGUGUAACACUCAAAUCGGCACACGUUCAACUUCUGAAAAAAGUUCGCAAACCGGAACACUUACUUCUGGGUUUGCAGUGUUUGGGUUCCAAUUUGUUUGAGUACCAAGGCGUUUGAGAACCAAGGUACCACUGUAACUCUGUUAGGAAAAUGGGGGAGUCUCCUAAAAGUUCCCAGAAUCCUUUGGGGGAAGCCAUGACUGUUUAAAGUGGCAUCACAGCGCUUUAAAUGUGUCUUUCUUCUUCUUCUUCUUCUUCUUCUUCUUCUUCUUCGGCGAUCCCUUGUAGCCGAGUAAGAUUGUCUUCCAUAAACACGGUUUUAACAAUGAGUCCGUAAGUGACUGUGGAGGCCAAUUCUGGAUCCACACGUCCUUCCACAGUGGGGACAUUGGUUUCCAGGCGGGAGUUGAUCCCGGUGAGGGUUUGCCAAGCGUGCCUUCCUCUUAGCACGUUUCUCCCUUGCGUCCUGAGUUCGAGUGUCUUCAAAGCCCACGACACCUUUGGUCAAGGCUGUUCUCCAACUGAAGCGCUUGCAGGCCAGUGUUUCCCAGUUGUCAGUGUUUAUUCUACAUUUUUAAAAAUUUGCCUUGAGACAGUCUUUAAACCUCUUUUGUUGACCACCAGCAUUACGCUUUCCAUUUUAAAGUUCGGAAUAGAGUAGUCUUUAAAUGUGUGAUGUCCACAUGGCCUGACUCUGAAGCCGCCUUCUCCCUUCUCUGCUUCCUUCCACGGCCAGGCAUUGAAGAAGAGCUGGCGAACCAGGCCUUCACCAUGAAAGACCUCAACCAGCACUGGUGCAACAAAUGCCAGCUCUACUGCCUGCAGCACACUUUCCACUGCUCCUGGUGCAACACCUGUGUGGAGGUAAAGAACGACAGCGGCCCCUAGGGGCAGAGGAGAGGAGGAGGAGGAGGAGCUCGACUUGGUUCGCAUUUAAAGUAAAACCUGUUACCUAGUUUGCACUUUCUGGAGCACGGUGCAAACUGAAAUGCAGCCACGCUUCAAAAUUUGGCACGUCUCAGAAUUUUGCGGCGCAGUUCUCCGGUCAAGCUCUGUGUGCAACAAUGCAUAUACUGCUGCAAGGUAUAUGCAAAAAGGCAAUAUAUUGGGGGAUAUUACUUGCGAAAAUAUGUAUGUUAGUGAAAAAUGCAUACAGGAAAAGUGUUUUGCACCUGGGGUGCAAAAUGCGGCUGAGCUGGACAGAAGGUUCCUUGGAAGUUCAAAGGUCAGGGCCCUGGGGUGCUCCCCGAAGCGCCGUGUCCUAACUCUCUGGCCCCACCUGCAGGAAUUCUUUCCUUUCCUUUCCUUUUAUUCAUUUUUCUUUUUCAUUCAUUACACACAUCUCAUAUUCAUAACAUUUGCUAUGCAUUCCUUCCUCCCUCCCCUCCUAGGCUUCCCCCAACUUCAACUUCUGCUUCCGAUUUGUUUCUCCUUUCACCCACUUUGCUGCCUCCUAAAAGAAAAAAAAUACAAAUAACGUAUUUAUACAAUAACAUCAAACCUAAAAACAUAAAAAUAACAGUGAAUACACCAUAUUAUUUCUCUAUCUACACAUUUUCUAAUACUAAUAAUGUGGAUGUUCAUUUAAAUCCUACCAUCAAGUCUAUAGACUUUCUUUGUUUCUGCAAGUUUAAUAUAAAUGGUUCCCAUUCUUUUUCAAAGUCUCUGUUGUCUUUUUCUCUUAAUCUGUCUGUCAUUUUUGCCAGUUCUGCAUAGUUCAUCAACUUCUCUUGUCGUUGUUCUUUAGUUGGUAUUUCUCCAGUCUUCCAAUUUUGUGCAAUCAACAUUCUUGCUGCUGUAGUGGCAUACACGAAUAAAGUCCUUGUUAUGUACUGAAGUUCUCACCCUGGGCCAACAGGGGGAUACAGUGGUGCCCCGCAAGACGAAUGCCUUGCAAGACGAAAAACUCGCUAGACGAAAGAGUUUUCCGUUUUUUGAGUCGUUCCGCAAGACGAAUUUUCCUACAGGCUUGCUUCGCAAGACGAAACGUCUUGCGAGUUUGUUUCCUUUUUCUUAAAGCCGCUAAGCCGUUAAUAGCCGCUAAGCCGCUAAUAGCCGUGCUUCGCAAGACGAAAAAACCGCAAGACGAAGAGACUCGCGGAACGGAUUAAUUUCGUCUUGCGAGGCACCACUGUACUGUAGAUAGUUUUCAUUCAGGUCCACAUAUGCAAAUAAGGGGUUGAAAGUGACAUUCUGUGAUUGGAUAGUUACAGAAAGUAGUUACAGUUGCGUUGUACUGGAGCUCUAUAUAAGCAGGCUGGCUGAACCCUGCAGUUCAGUUCUGUUCUGGCCUGUGAAUAAACAAGAGCUGUUUGAAGAAUCGCUGUGUCGUCUGAUAUGUUCACCCACAACUCAACAGUCCUCUUUUCUUUCGGUAUAUCUUGGCUUAAAAUACCUAAUAAAAAGGCUUCUGGUUUUGUUUUUUUUACAAAAGUUAUUUUCAACAUUUUCUUCAAUUCAUUAUACUGUAUAUCACCUGCAGGAAUUCGACCACCACUGCAUGUGGGUCAACAACUGCAUUGGCUACCACAACCUCCGCUUCUUCAUCUUCUUUGUGACCUUCCUGAGCGGCUACGACCUGGCGGUGCUGGCAUCCUGCCUGGUGUACCUGGCAUUCAACUCCCAGCAGGCUUUCAGCGUGGAGAAGAUCUGCACGUAUCCUUCAGAGAGAAGUUCCCCUCCCUCUCCUGUAACGCUGGGAUUCACGUUCAACACUCACGGCUUUUCCCAGAGAAUCCUGGAACCUGCUGAGGGUGCUGAGAGCUGUUAGGAGACCCAGAUUCCCCUCCCAGAAUUCUCUGCUGCUUCUUUCUUUCUUCUUUGAUGGUCACUUGUAGCCGAGUAAGAUUGUCUUCCAUAAACACGGUUUUAACAGUGAGUCCAUAAGUGACUGUGGAGGCCAGUUCUGGAUCCAAACAUCCUUCCCCAGUGGGGAGAUAGGUUUCCGGAUGGGAGUUGAUCACAGUGUGGAUUUGCCAAGUGUGCCUUCCGCUUAGCACAUUUCUCACUUGCGUCCUACAAAGAGGGAUUGAUUACUAAACCACUCCAAGAAUUGUAGCUUAGAAUUCUCAACCCCCUUAACAAAUGGCAGCUCCCAGUAUCUUUUAGGGGAAGCCAUGGCAGUUUUAGUGCUUAAAUGCAUGGUGAAAAUGUGGCUUUAUUUUAUAUUAUUAUUCUUGUUGUUGUUGCUGUUGUUGUUAUACCACCCUAUACCCAGGGGUUAAAUCAAGAUAUAAAGCCACAAAAUACAUAAGAAAAAUAGUAAAAACAACCCAAUAACACACACACACACACACACACACACACACACACACGUUUUUUAAAGGGCAUAGGAUGUAAAUCAGAUCAACUAAAGGCCUGGUUAAAAGGGAAUGUUUUUGCUUGGCACCUAAAGGUGUAUAAUGAAGGUGCCUAGAGAACUUCCCUGGGGAGAGCAUUCCACAAAUGGGGAGCCACUGCAGACAAGGCCCCAUUCUCAUGUUGCCACUGUCUGGACCUCUCGAGGAGGAAGCACACGAAGAAGAAGAAUAGUUUUAUUAUAUGUCACCCAUAUGACUGGGUUUCCCCAGCCACUCUGAAUGGCUUCCAACAAAGUAUUAAAACACUAUAAAACAUCAAACAUUAAAAACUUCCUGAUACAAGGCUGCCUUCAGAUCUCUUCUAAAAGUUGUGUAGCUCUUUAUCUCCUUGACAUCUGAUGGGAGGGCGUUCCACAGGGUGGGCGCCACCACCGAGAAGGCCCUCUGCCUGGUUCCCUGUAGCUUCACUUCUCACAGGGAGGGAACCACCAGAAGGCCCUCAGAGCUGGACCUCAGUGUCUGGGCUGAAUGAUGGGGGUGGAGAUGCUCCGUCAGGUCUACAGGGCCGAGGCCGUUUAGGGCUUUCAAGGUCAGCACCAACACUUGGAAUUGUGCUUGGAAACUUAAGUGCGUCCUCCAAGCUGUGACGACUAGCUCAGUCAAAUAUUGCUGAAAGAUUACGCAUCUAUCACGGAGCCACCUCACCGUGACCUCCCACCAGCCAACCAUCCCAGGCUGUCAGCAACACAGAGGAGCACUCAGCCAGCAGCUGCAAUUCAUGGAGGCUCCUUGGAAUGCAAGGCUUUCCCAAAAACCUGCCUUUGCAUAGCACACACCUAGCAGAUGAAGACCAGGCUACAGUGACUAUGCAUGGAGAAGCCUGGUCUUCAUCUGCUCUGGUUAUCUCCUGCUUGGACUACUGCAAUGCGCUUCACCUGGGGCUACCUUUGAAGGUGACCCGGAAACUACAACUCAUCCAGAAUAUGGUUGCCAGACUGGUGACUGGGGGCGGCCGCCGAGACCACAUAACACUGGCCUUGAAAGACCUACAUUGGCUCCCAGUAUGUUUCCGAGCAAAAUUCAAAAUGUUGGUAUAUAAAGCUACAAAUGGCCUCGGCCCAGUAGACCUGAAGGAGCAUCUCCACCCCCAUCGUUCGGCCCGGACGCUGAGGUCCAGCUCUGAGGGCCUUCUGGCGGUUCCCGCCCUGCGAGAAGUUACAGGGAACCAGGCAGAGGGCCUUCUCGGUAGUGACACCCGCCCCGUGGAACGCCCUCCCACCAGAUGUCAAAGAGAUAAACAACUACUUGACAUUUAGAAGACAUCUGAAGGCAGCCUUGUAUCAGGAAGUUUUUAAUGUGUGAUAUUUUAAUGUAUUUUUAAUCUUUGUUGGAAGCUGCCCAGAGUGGCUGGGGAAACCCAGCCAGAUGGGUGGGUACAAAUAAUAAAUUAUUAUUAUUAUUAUUAUUAUUAUUAUUAUUAUUAUUCCGUCUUCCUUGACUCCGGUGCUCCCAGAGUGCUGGUGACCAUCCCCACCGCGUUCUACUUGGUGCCUCUGCUCCUCCUGGUUUGCACCCAGAUCAGAUACAUCUUAACUGCUCAUCACAGCUGCAAAUUCCAGGUACCGCGUGCAGAUGCAGGGGCAAACAUGGCUGAGGAGAGAAACUGCUCCCUGUGAGUGGAGCCGCCUGGUCUGAGUUCCUGGGGAUGUAGAGCACCAAAGGAUGGUGGCCAGAGCUGUGUGUGCUGCUGUGCACCAUCGCAUGCGGACAAACUUUGAGAGCUCCCCAAGCCCUUGACCCCGAGCCCAGCAGAGACUGCCUGUUGCUGCUGCUUCCCUUUCCAUCUCUGACCUCCCUCAUCUCUCUCCACAGGCUCUGUCCUUCAAGCAACCUUUGGCCUUGAACAGGCAGGACUCAGGGUGGUGCAAGAGGCACAGAACCAAGUGCGUGACUCGGGGCUCAGGGCUUAGCCAUCCUUCUUCGGGGGUGACCUCCGGGUGUGGAGGGUUAGGGGCUGCCAUCCAGAUAGGGGAAAUCUUUAGCUGGCAGGUGACGGAAUCACAUUCCUUGCUUGCUUUUAUUACAGUGGUACCCAGGGCCGUCUUAAGCAUACCCAGUGCUGUGGUGCAAAGCUCCCUCCUGCCCUCCCCCCGUUUCCCUUGGUUUUUAGGGAGGGAGGAAGUCCAACACCAUCUCCUUUGUCUUGCUGAUAUUAAGAUGAAAGUUGUUCCCUAGGCACCAUGUAGAUAUUUUUGGACCUCCCCUCUAUACGCUCAUGAGGAGUGGGCAGUGUUAAGUUGUGGGUGAACAUAUCAGAUGACACAGCGAUUCUUCAAACAGCUCUUUUUUAUUCACAGGCCAGGACAGAACUGAACUGAAGCGUUCAGCCAGCCUGCUUAUAUAGAGCACCAGUGCAAUGUAACUGUAACAAUUUUCUAAAACUAUCCAAUCACUGAACGUCACUUUCGAUCCCUUAUUUGCAUAACUAUCUACAGUAUCCCCCUGCUGGCCCAGGGUGAGAACUUCAGUACAUAACAGGCAGGCAUGGAGGAGGCGGCACCCGUGUGGCGCACUCUGCAGAGGCUGAAUUUCAGAAAAAGCGCUCAGUAAAUACCGGGUGCAAUCUAACCACCUUCACACAAGCUUUGCGCAAGCAAAUAGGGAGGAUGCUCAAUGAGCCAGUUGCCUGGAGGAGCUCUUAAGUCAGAAGAUAGUCCCUCCCACCACAAUGACACGCCCACCCCUGUUUCAUCUGCACCUCCCUCCUUUCCAUGCUCUUCUUGCAGGUACAGAGUGAGGUCCUCCGGAGUGAUGGCCCUGGGGGCCGCCGAGGCCGCUGAGCUCUGCCACGUCCCCUGGGUCUCCAGCAUGGGUUCGGCCAUCCCCGGCUCCUGCCCUCACAGCUGCUCCCAAGACCUGUCCCGCCAGCAGAAGGUGCUCAAGGCUUGGCGCCACUUCCUGUCCGCCAUGGGGAGCCUUUUGCACCGAGAGGGUCCCAGGCUGGGAGGAGCGUUGGCAGAAAAGGCAGAGAAGCAGGUGAGCAGGGGGUGGAAAGAUAUGCCUGUGGGAUUGCCGUUUGCCUGACGCAUGGGCCCGUCCGCACCUCAGUUUGAUGUGGAAUAGGUACCCAUUGCGUGCCCUUUGAUUCCCAGGUUCAAGGUGCCCUUAACAACUCGGGACCAGUUCACCUAAGAGAUCGCCUUGCCCCAUAUAUUUCAGUGGAACUUUCAGGUGCCACCCAGCACCUGUUUCACAUCCGAAAAACUCAAACUUGUAGUGUGGCAGCGCCUAGCCUUUGGAACUCCCUGCCUAUUGAUAUCAGGCAGGUGCCUUCGCUGGGCUCUUUUUGGUGCCUGCUAAAAACAUUCUUGUUUAGACAAGCUGGUUCGAAUCCCCGCAACAGGGUGAGCUCCUGUUGCUCGGCCCCUGCUCCUGCCAACCUAGCAGUUCAAAAUCACGUCAAAGUGCAAGUAGAUAAAUAGGUACCGCUUCGGCGGGAUGGGCAAUGACAAACCUAGGCAGCAUCUUAAAAAGCAGAGACAUCACCUUGCCAACAAAGGUCUGUAUAGUUAAAGCUAUGGUUUUCCCAGUAGUGAUGUAUGGAAGUGAGAGCUGGACCAUAAAGAAGGCUGAUCGCCGAAGAAUGGAUGCUUUUGAAUUCUGGUGCUGGAGGAGACUCUUGAGAGUCCCAUGGACUGCAAGAAGACCAAACCUCUUCUUUCUGAAGGAAAUCAGCCCUGAGUGCUCACUGGAAGGACAGAUCCUGAAGCUGAGACUCCAAUACUUUGGUCACCUCAUGAGAAGAGAAGACUCCCUGGAAAAGACCCUGAUGUUAGGAAAGAUUGAGAGCACAAGGGGACGACAGAGGACGAGAUGGUUGGGCAGUGUUCUCAAAGCUACCAGCAUGAGUUUGACCAAACUGCGGGAGGCAGUGGAAGACAGGAGUGCCUGGCGUGCUCUGGUCCAGGGGGUCACGAAGAGGCGGACACGACUAAACAAAAAAAAAACCCCAACAACAACAUGGCGGGUUGGAAAACGGCGUUUCCGUGCGCUGCUCUGGUUCGCCAGAAGCAGCUUAGUCCUGCUGGCCACAUGACCCGGAAGCUGUACUCCGGCUCCCUCGGCCAAUAAAGCAAGAUGAGCGCCACAACCCCAGAGUUGGCCACGACUGGACCUAAUGGUCAGGGGUCCCUUUACCUUUACCCAGAUGUUUAGGAAGCUGGUGCGACUUUUAAUCUGUUUUUAGUCUGUUGUUAUUUUGGAAAGUUUAAGAUGGUUGUUGUUAAUUUUCCUUAGGUGAUGGAGCCAGGGUAGAAGGUUCAGGCGAUCCCUUGGGGUGCCCUGCUCCUAAGUUGUUCAGAGCUUUGCAAAUUAAUUCAAGGACCUUGAACCUGGCUUGGUAGAAGACGAGCAACCAGUGCAGCUGUUUUAACACUGGUGCCAAAUGUUUUCGGCCAGAUGUCGUCGUCCGCAAUGUGGCCACUGCCCUGAGAUCUACACAUGAAGAGCAGUAUACUACUACUACUACUACUAUUACUAAUAAUAAUAAUACAAAACACGCCAGCUGGAGUUUCCAAACCACGCCCAAGGGCAGCCUCACAAAUAAGGCAUUCCAGUAACCUAGCCACAAUUUUACUAAUGCAUAGGCCACAGGGGUCAGGAUGAUCAGGAUGAACACGUUGCCUGGAGGAGCCUUGGCUAUGGCCUUUGAGAGUUGCAGUGUGGGGAGUGGACCUGCCUAACCCCAACCUGGUGCCCUCUGGCUAUUUUGAAUUGGUACCUCCCUCUCAUCAGCCUCUGCUAGCGUAGCCUUUGGGAAAGGUUGCGGUAGACAGGAUGGGAGAAGGCCUGAGGUCUUGACAACAUGAGGAGAAGCUCCUGCAAACCUUCAUUGCAGGGGUUGGACUACACUAGACAGUCCUUUGGGUCACUUCCAACUUUGCAGUUCUAUGAUUCUAUGACCCAAGCGCAGGGCAAGCAAGGUUGCAGCCCCUUUGUUGGGGCUAGGGACAAAUCGAGGAGGCCCAGAAGAAAACAAAGAUUGCUGUGCAUUGCGGUGCCUUCCCAUUCAGCGAUGCUCCUCCUUCCAGGUUUUUAGCAUCAGUCUUUAACAUCAGCAGUCAGGAGCUUUUCAGCCCUGUUUUUGAGUUUGUUUAAAAUCUAAAACGACUUUUCUCGUAUUCCUUUGUAAGUUUUUUUGUUAAACCUUUUUGUAAAUGCAAUACUAGAGUUUUUACAGCUGAGUCUUCAAUUUCUUAUUACUACUGCUUGGCUCUCUUAAAUAGGGCUAUGUCUAAACCUUGUCCUUGAGGUUUUCAUACCUUUUUUGUAAACUCAGUGAAGCGUUUCAGGACUGCUCUUGAGUUUGUUUAAAAUCAUUGAAGGUUUAAAAUUUCUUUAUUUCCUUCUGAGGAAACGGAUGAGUUCAGUGAAACGAGUUUUGUAGCCGGCAUCUCGUUAAGUCUUUGUUUAAUUCUAGGUUAAUUUUUUCCCUUAAACUUUUUCAUUUUUGUUAUUUAGUUUAACUCUAUAUCUGAUUACUGAUCGUUUCAGGGAUUUGCACUGCAUUUCAUUUCUUGGUAAGGGACCCAGGUGGCGCUGUGGGUUAAACCACAGAGCCUAGGACUUGCGGAUCAGAAGGUCGGUGGUUCAAAUCCCCGCGACGGGGUGAGCUCCCGUUGCUCGAUCUCUGCUCCUGCCCACCUAGCAGUUCGAAAGCACGUCAAAGUGCAAGUAGAUAAAUAGGUACCGCUCCGGUGGGAAGGUAAACGGCGUUUCCGUGCGCUGGUUUGCCAGAAGCGGCUUAGUCAUGCUGGCCACAUGACCCGGAAGCUGCACACCGGCUCCCUCGGCCAGUAAAGCGAGAUGAGCACCGCAACCCCAGAGUCGGCCAUGACUGGACCUAAUGGUCAGGGGUCCCUUUACCUUUACCUUUAAUUUCUUGGUUCCGUGACUGUCUUUUUUCCACUGCCUCCUUCCAGGUUGGCAAGAAGAAAUCUAGCUGGCAAAUGAACAGCCAAGAGAGGAUGGUGGAGAUCCCAAGUGAGUAGAUCUCCUGCUGCGGCUGACAAAUCCCAGCCAGCCUCUGCAGUGGUCCACUGAGGGGCAGAGAAGGCUGCUGGGGUAGAUGGGUGGAUGCUGAACAGGUAAGGCAUCAACGUGUGCUUACCUGAGAAGGGCGCUGCGUCAUGUGACCACUUUUAUAGGUGAGUCUUAGAUCAAUCUCUCCCUGUAUUCCCACAGCAGAGGUCUGCAACAGCUGUUUCUGGCAGCAUUUAUGUUCCAACAACUGCCAGGUAUAACAAUUGCGUGAAGGGAAACCUGGGAACGCUUCAUCCUCACCCAGAAAAAAACCCAAGGACAAAUAACUAUUCCAAAAUCAUAUAUGCACCAACACUUUGGACUUCCUGUCUAUCCCGUUGUAUAUUCCUUUUUUUACAAAUGGAUGUACUCUUAUAAAUAACCUUUUUUGACACCUGGGAAUUUCAGUCUGAAUUAUCCCCAACAGAAAGGACUCUGGUUUUUUGGGACAGUACUUUUAAUCAUUUUUUUUCAGUUCAUUAUGGAUCAUCUCCCAGUACUCUUUUUACCCUUUUACAAGUCCACCACAUAUGAAAGAAGGUUCCUUCCACCUCUUUGCAUCUCCUUCACUUCUCUGAUUGGGACUUAUAAAUCUUAGCAAGUCUACUCAGAGUUAAAUACCAUCUGUUAUUUUCUUUCCCUGCCAGUUCCCGACAUGCUGGAUUCUGUGGAGCUUCUGGACCCGGAUCAAGACCUGCACUGGAAAUGCCAGAUCCACGGGAGCCGGCGACCUGCUUCCUCUCCCACGGCCACCCUCCUCUCCGUGUCCGAUAUCUGAAGUGGGGUCUCACAGCCUUCUCCUUUUCUUUCCAGUGAACCUAGUUUUGUGAAGCGAAAACUGGAUAAAAGCGUUUGUAAAGUCGCCA